Molecule: messenger RNA, 1597 nt
Organism: Abrus precatorius (Indian licorice)
Lineage: Eukaryota; Viridiplantae; Streptophyta; Magnoliopsida; Fabales; Fabaceae
Product: SEC12-like protein 1
Exons: 10
Coding region: 195-1373 (392 amino acids)
Biological process (GO): protein secretion
Cellular component (GO): endoplasmic reticulum membrane
Molecular function (GO): protein binding; GTPase activator activity; guanyl-nucleotide exchange factor activity
Source: RefSeq, a predicted model, not a curated record
ACAACAAGGCAAAGCUUCUUUCCCACUUUCUAUUCUCUUUGACUUUGCAUUAUUUUUUCACAGACCCUCCGUUAUUUGUAUUUGAAAUCGCUGCAGAAUCGAACUCAGCGAUCUCAUUAGAUCUUCAUUUGUUGCACCCCAGUUGGAAAAGAAUCGAACUUUGGAUUUAGGUUUCCGAUUUUCGAACACUGUCGAUGGAGAACGAUGUAGGGUCACCGCAGGGUCCGGUCGCGUGCGGGUCGUGGAUUCGGAGGCCCGAGAACGUUAACUUGGUGGUGUUGGGAAGGUCCAGACGUGGCAAUUCUUGUCCUUCUCUGCUCCAGAUUUUCUCCUUCGAUCCAAAGAUUACUACUUUGUCCACCUCUCCUCUGGCCACACAUGUGUUGGAAGCAGAGGAAGGUGAUCCUAUUGCUGUGGCAGUGCACCCUAGUGGGGAUGAUAUUGUCUGCUCUUUCAGCAAUGGUAGCUGCAAAUCAUUUGAGCUGUAUGGUCGUGAAACAAACAUGAAGUUGUUGCCUAAGGAACUGGCCCCUCUACAGGGUAUUGGUCCUCAGAAAUGCAUUACUUUUAGUGUUGACGGAUCUAAAUUUGCUGCUGGUGGGUUGGAUGGAUAUCUCAGAAUUAUGGAGUGGCCUAGUAUGCGCAUGAUUUUGGAUGAACCAAGAGCACACAAAUCUAUGCGAGAUAUGGAUUUUAGUCUAGACUCAGAAUUUCUAGCUUCAACUUCUACUGAUGGUUCAGCUAGAAUAUGGAAGGUUGAAGAUGGUGUUCCUUUGACUACUUUGUCCCGCAACUCGGAUGAAAAGAUUGAAUUAUGUCGAUUUUCCAAGGAUGGAACAAAACCAUUUUUAUUUUGCUCUGUCCAAAAAGGUGAUAAUUCUGUCACUGCUGUUUGGGAUAUCAGCACAUGGAACAAAAUAGGGCACAAGAAGUUGAUUAGAAAGUCUGCCACAGUAAUGUCCAUUAGCCCUGAUGGAAAAUACCUUUCUCUUAAAGAUGGAGACAUAUGUGUAGUUGAAGUAAAGAAAAUGCAAAUACAUCAUUAUAGCAAGAGACUACACCUGGGUACAAAUAUUGCAUCACUCGAAUUCUGCCCCAGUGAAAGGGUUGUACUUACAACCUCACUAGAAUGGGGAGCACUGGUCACUAAACUGACUGUACCUAAAGAUUGGAAAGAUUGGCAGAUCUAUUUGGUGCUUUUGGGACUAUUUUUAGCAUCAAUUGUUGCAUUUUACAUAUUCUUUGAGAACUCUGAUUCAUUCUGGAACUUUCCCAUGGGAAAAGAUCAACCAGCAAGACCAAGGUUUAAACCAAUGAUAAGAGAUCCCCAGUCUUAUGAUGAUCAAAAUAGUUGGGGACCUGUAGAUAUGUGAUGACAUUGAUAUUAUUAUUUUGAUUUAGUCUUCAAUGCUAUUGGAUGCAGCAUCUGUAGCUGUAAGUGGUAUCAACAUUUAUUUAAGCAUUUGUAGAUUUAGGAAGUUUACUGGUAUUUACAAGCAUUUACUUUUUAAUUUUUUGGGUAAAAUUUUUGAACCUAAAGGCCAUUAUUGAAAUGUAAUUUUAGUAGAAAGUUUAGGAAUAAUCAAAUAACUUCCUG